UUGGAUGGGAUUUCUUAUCCUUAACCGAUUUCUUUCUCCCACACUCUCUCCUCUUCACUCUCUCUCUCUCUCUCGAUGAAAGCUCAGUAACCCACCGGACUCCAUGGAAGCCCUCUUCGUCAACCAGUACUCCAUCUCCGGCGGCCUCAAACUCUCCCCCAACCUCACCGCCUCCUCUUUCCCUUCCCAACCCCACCUCAUCAUCCGCCUCAGACUCAGACCCGCCCCCAAAUCAUCCAUCUCCGUCAUCCAAAACCAACAAAACCAAUUCCUCGAAACGCAGAAACCGCUCUCAUCAGACUCCGCCGACGAGUCGUACGGAGAAGUCGACAAGAUAAUCGGCAGCAGAGCGGUGGAGGGUGGCACCGGAAUGCAGUACUUGAUCCAGUGGAAAGACGGGCACGCCCCUUCCUGGGUCUCCUCCGACUCCAUAGCCAAAGACGUGGUUGCCGAGUACGACAGCCCCUGGUGGACCGCUGCCAAAAAGGCCGACGACGCCGCUCUCAGGGAGCUCCUGGAAGCCGAAGACGACCGCGACGUUGACGCCGUCGACUCCGACGGCCGCACGGCUCUUCUGUUCGUCGCCGGUCUGGGAUCCGAGCCGUGCGUCCGGCUGCUGGCGGAGGCCGGAGCGGACCUCGAUCACAGGGACAACGUCGGCGGGUUAGCGGCCUUGCACAUGGCGGCCGGGUACGUGAGGCCAGGUGUCGUGAAGCUAUUGGUGGAGCUGGGGGCGGACCCGGAGGUGGAGGACGACAGAGGACGGAAGCCGUUGGAUUUGGCCAAGGAGGUACUGAGCACGACUCCCAAGGGGAACCCGGUUCAGUUCGCGAGGAGGUUGGGGUUGGAGAGCGUGAUUAGGGAGCUGGAGGGGGCGGUGUUCGAGUACGCGGAGGUGCACCAGUUGUUGGAGAAGAGAGGGAAGGGGGAUGCCGUCGAAUAUUUGGUCAAAUGGAAGGACGGUGGAGAUAACGAGUGGGUCAACGCGCGGUUCAUUGGGGAGGACUUGGUGAGGGACUUUGAGGCGGGGUUGGAAUACGCUGUGGCUGAGGGAGUGAUGGGGAAGAGAGUCGGGGACGAUCGGAAGAUGGAGUACUUGGUCAAAUGGACGGAUAUAGAUGAGGCCACGUGGGAGCCCGAGGAGAAUGUCGACCCCGAUUUGAUCAAGGAGUUUGAGGACAAGGGGAGUAGUACCGGUACCGGGGUGCCCAAUGUGGGAUAGUUUUGAUUUUCCUGUAAAUUCAUUGACCUGAAAAUUUGAAAUGCUGGCUUACAUUAUCAAUAGUUUGUUUGUUUUUUUUUUUUUUACUUUUUGUUAAAAAAAAAAAAUUUCU
Rosa chinensis is the source of this 1334-nucleotide messenger RNA. Its product is annotated as signal recognition particle 43 kDa protein, chloroplastic. Lineage: Eukaryota; Viridiplantae; Streptophyta; Magnoliopsida; Rosales; Rosaceae. The transcript has a single exon. The coding region runs from base 104 to 1222 and encodes 372 amino acids. Gene Ontology annotation, molecular function: protein binding. The record is from RefSeq and is a predicted model, not a curated record.